ACCAAUUUCUGUAGUGAGACGGCAGUUUGACAAAGAGCUUCAUGACCGCCAGUCGUCUCACUCACUUACGUCCGCCAGGAUGGCCCCACUGAGCCGCCUCGCGUUUGUGCUGUUCACGCUCUGCGCUCUGUGCCGACUCUCCUUCCCCUUCGCUAUGGAUAAGCUGGCUGACGCCAAGCUCUGCGUGGAUGAGGAAUGCUCACGUACAAUUUCCGUGGCGAGGGUCAUCGAGGACUUCAUAGCUCCAGAUUGCAGGUUUAUCAACCUCAGGAGGGGUCAGACGGUGUAUGUCUAUUCCAAACUGGUGGCAGAAGAGGGCACAGGUGUCUUCUGGUCUGGAAGUGUCUACAGUGACAGGUAUGUGGACCAGAUGGGAAUUGUCGGCUACUUCCCCAGCAACCUGGUGAAAGAGAUGCAUGUGUUUGAGAAGGCAGAGGUCGAGGUUCCCACUGAGGCUGUUGACUUCUACUGUAUUUGAAUCUCAAAGCAGGAAGUAACGAGAAACUGCCUUACAAUUCAUACUGUAUUCUUUCUCCUUUUUCUGUGUCUUGUAUUUCCUUUAAUCUGCCUUGGGAAAAGGGAAGGAGCAGAACCCUGAAGCCGGGAGUCUGUCUCCGACGUGCAUCACCUUUUGCUUUGAUAUACAUCCUGCAUUCAUAUAAAUAUAUAAUGUGACUUUUUUUUCCAAUAAAAUGUGUUGCCCAUUUGGAAA
Brienomyrus brachyistius is the source of this 712-nucleotide messenger RNA. RefSeq names its product otoraplin-like. The record is from RefSeq and is a predicted model, not a curated record. Gene Ontology annotation, molecular function: protein binding. The transcript has 4 exons. The coding region runs from base 80 to 478 and encodes 132 amino acids. Gene Ontology annotation, biological process: cartilage condensation. Lineage: Eukaryota; Metazoa; Chordata; Actinopteri; Osteoglossiformes; Mormyridae.